Kwoniella shivajii is the source of this 1284-nucleotide messenger RNA. RefSeq lists its product as uncharacterized. The record is from RefSeq and is a predicted model, not a curated record. Gene Ontology annotation, molecular function: RNA binding. The coding region runs from base 1 to 1284 and encodes 427 amino acids. Gene Ontology annotation, cellular component: U2 snRNP; U2-type spliceosomal complex. NCBI's taxonomy places the organism in Eukaryota, Fungi, Basidiomycota, Tremellomycetes, Tremellales, Cryptococcaceae. The transcript has 6 exons.
AUGCCAGCGAAUGCUCCUAUCCCGGGGAAAUUCGAAGAGGAUCCUAGGGUACAUUUCGACAAGACCGCAGGUAAAUGGCAAUAUGAAGAUGACGAUGGAACGGAAUAUGAAUGGACGGGUCAGGCUUGGAUACCAUUGAUCGAUGAAGAGCUAUGGAAAGCUCAACAAGCUGCAUAUUCCGUAGCAGGAGUAGAUGAGAGUACACCAGCAAAUGCAGUAGUAGCUCGAGACGAAAAACGUAAUAAGAAACGUAAAAAGGGUGAAAAAGAUUAUACGUCAAAUACAAAGGAUGUGAAAGAAAUACCUAAUGCUCAAGCUUCUUCAUCAACAUCAACAUCAAAACUUCAACCUCAAUCACAGCAACAACAAAUUCCUGCAAUCAAGAAAACAGCUGUGUGGGUGACUAAUCUACCACCGAAUACUACGGUCGAUCUGUUAGCUAGUGUAUUCACAAAAGCUGGUGUCCUGUUGAUUGACGAUGAAGGUAAUCCAAGAAUCAAGCUAUAUCAUGAUGAUGAAGGUAAAUUUAAAGGCGAAGCUUUGAUAAUGUACUUCAAAGAAGGCUCAGUAGAUCUAGCUAUAACUCUGCUAGAUGAUACAGAAUUGGAAUUAGGUUCAGGAUACGGUAAUAUCAAAGUUAAAGUUGCAGAAUAUUCUGAUAGAGAUAAAGAGAAGGACAAAUCAGAGGCUAAAAAGGAAGAUAAGAAAGAUUCUGCUGAACAUGCUUAUUCGAGAGGUGAGAAGAAGAAAUUGACCGCAGAAGAAAAGCAUAAAAUGACUAAAAGGAUCAAGACUAUGCAAAAUAAAAUCGCUUGGCAUUCAGACGAUGAUUCGGAUGAUCCCGGUGCUCCACUUGAAGGCGCUCCUAAACCAUUUUCCAAUCGAUUCAAUCGAGUCGUGGUGCUUAAAGGCAUGUUCACACUGGACGAUCUGGCGAAAGACCCAGGAUUAUUACUCGAGUUGAAAGAAGAAGUGAGGGAUGAAGCUGAGACGUUAGGGAAGGUCACCAGUGUAGUACUAUAUGACAAAGAAGAAGAUGGAGUGAUGACUAUUAAAUUCAAAGAUCCCAUCGCUGCUCAAGCUUGUGUAACGAAAAUGAACAACCGAUAUUUCGAUGGAAGAGUAAUAUACGCAGGGAUAUAUACAGGAAAAGAAAGAUUCCGUAAAUCAGGUGGAAUCACUUCAUUUGGGGAUGAUGAACAAACCGAGAAAGAAGAAAGAGAGAGAUUGGAUAAUUUCGCUCAAUGGUUGGUUGAAGGAGAAGAAGAGAAUGAUAGACAAUAA